Messenger RNA from Geodia barretti, 441 nucleotides. NCBI's taxonomy places the organism in Eukaryota, Metazoa, Porifera, Demospongiae, Tetractinellida, Geodiidae. The record is from the annotation of a GenBank genome assembly.
ACGAUACAUUGAGAGCGUCUGAAAAUACCUAUGAAGGAAAUCUAACAAUCAGCCCUCUUUCUAUGGACGACAGUGGUGCUUUCACCUGUACAGGCACCAUUACUGGAGGAAGUGGAUCAGCUACAAACACACAUAACAUCACCAUUCAAGUUAUUGACCUCCCAGACCCGAAUGUGACUCUUUCAACCGCUAUUGGUGUAGCUGGUGAAGUGAUGGAGUUGAUAUGUACAGUGACUACUGUGGAGUAUCUUUCAGAGAGUGCAAUACUCAUUGUCACUUGGAGUGGAGGUAGUGUAGCCAGUAGUGGAGUAACACAGAGCGAAGUUCGUUCUAUUAGUGAAACUGUUAGUAUGAGCAACCUUACGUUUAGUCCCCUGAGUACUUCACAUGGAGCUGAGUACAGUUGCAGGCUGUGAUUGAUAUUCGAGUCCUCAAUAUUAC